AUGGUGCCACAAUGGGAGUUUUUGGUCCGAUUUCUGGGCCAAGAUGACCGGACCUACCUCGCCUCCCUACCAUCACUAGAAGCUGUUUGCGAGAUAGUAAACUCCACUAUAACAGGCUUUAUUUCUUAUCAAGACCUGCUCAACCAGAAAGGGACAUCUGUCAAGGUUCAGAAGGUGCGGCUAUGUUCAACCUGGAGUGCUUCAGAAUUAGAUUUCCAAGUUUAUGCCAUACUAACUGAAAGGGCCGAUCUUCGCCUACAGCUCACUGUACCCCUCGAUCCAGUUAUGUGGUAUAAACCCAAGAGAGCUCUGGGAGGACCUGGCGAUAUUUCAGUACCACCUACGGCAGCAGAGAAUUUCCUUGAUUUCGAAGGGGAACUUUGCAUCGUCCUAUCGCGUGACGCUCGGGACGUCAAAGUGGAAGAUGCUUCCGAUUACAUCCUUGGGUUCACCGUUGGAAAUGAUCUGACUGCUCGGGCCUAUCAGGACCCCAAGCGUAGUGGAGGACAGUUCACUCGGUGCAAGGCCUUUGACGGCUUUGCGCCUCUAGGUCCAGUUCUCACAAAUGGGGAAACAUUCGGCGCCUUGAAGGAUAAGAGGAUUGUCACAAAGGUAAACGGAAAGGUGUUCCAAGACAGCCCUUGCGACAUGAUACAUAGUCCAGAAACUCUAAUAAGCUUUCUUUCUCAAGGAACGACAUUGCCAGCAGGCACAGUGAUAAUGACAGGUUCGCCCCCAGGAAUUGGCUACUUCCAGAAUCCAAAGUAUAGCUUAAAGGACGGAGAUGUUGUUGAAGUAACUAUAUCAAAUAUUGGCACGUUGAGAAAUGUAAUGAUCUUCAAAUAG
Messenger RNA from Fusarium mangiferae, 846 nucleotides. RefSeq lists its product as uncharacterized. The coding region runs from base 1 to 846 and encodes 281 amino acids. Gene Ontology annotation, molecular function: acetylpyruvate hydrolase activity. The transcript is spliced from 4 exons. The record is from RefSeq and is a predicted model, not a curated record. Lineage: Eukaryota; Fungi; Ascomycota; Sordariomycetes; Hypocreales; Nectriaceae.